Dromiciops gliroides (monito del monte) is the source of this 3955-nucleotide messenger RNA. It is a transcript of the gene ZCCHC14, whose product is annotated as zinc finger CCHC-type containing 14. Lineage: Eukaryota; Metazoa; Chordata; Mammalia; Microbiotheria; Microbiotheriidae. The transcript is spliced from 13 exons. Bases 56 to 3349 code for a protein of 1097 amino acids. Gene Ontology annotation, molecular function: phosphatidylinositol binding; nucleic acid binding; zinc ion binding. The record is from RefSeq and is a predicted model, not a curated record.
GGCCCGACUGCCCCCGGGCUCCCGGAGCGGCGGCGGCGGCCCCGGCCAGGGCAGCAUGGUGGAGAAGCGGUGCCCGCUGCAGAGGGACGGCGUGUACCGCUGGUUCUCGGAGCUGCCCUCCCCGCAGCGGGUGGAGUUCCUGUGCGGCCUCCUGGACCUGUGCAUCCCGCUCGAGCUGCGUUUCCUGGGCUCGUGCCUGGAGGACCUGGCCCGCAAAGACUACCACUCGCUGCGGGACUCGGAGAUCAAGGCCAACAACCCGGCCGACCUGGGCAGCCUGACCAACCUGACGGACGAGGUGGUGCGCAGCAAGCUGCUGGUGUCGCUGGCGCUGCUGGGCUCGGAGCAGCGCGAGGCGGCGGGGGUGCUCUACCGCACGCUCACGCACAUCGACUCCAUCAUCCACAACUACGGGCUGCAGCUCAACGAGGGCCGCACGGGCGAUGAGUUCCUGCUGCUCUUCACCAUGGCCUCCAACCACCCGGCCUUCAGCUUCCACCAGAAGCAGGUGCUGCGCCAGGAGCUCACGCAGAUCCAGAGCAGCCUCAGCGGCGGCCCGGGCGGCCACGGCGGCGGCAAGAGCUCCCCGGGCCACGGCAGCCCCCUGCCCACCUGCCCGGCCUGCCACAAGGUCACCCCAAGAGCAGAGACCCCUAUAAAUAGUGUUGGUAACAGUUUGGAAAAUGCACUACAUACAUCAGCACAUUCCAUUGAGGAGUCUUUACCCAAGAGGCCUUCAGGAAAACACUCUAAAGUGAGUGUUGAAAAGAUAGAACUGAAGGGAUUAUCACAUAAGAAAAAUGAAAGAAAUGUUGAAUGUUCCUUUGAGGUCUUGUGGUCUGAUUCUUCAAUAACAUCACUAACCAAAUCUUCCACUGAAGUGACUGAAUUUAUUUCAAAGUUAUCUCAGCUAUACCCUGAAGAAAACUUGGAGAAAUUCAUUCCUUGCCUAUCUGGUCCAGAUUCAUUUUACCUGGAGAGAAACCACAUGGACCUGGAAUCGGACCUUAGGUACUUGGCCUCAUUACCCUCUCACAUAUUGAAAAAUGACCAUGUUAAGAAAUUUUUCAGCACUUCAACUCCUACCCAACAGCUUCAAAGUCCAAGUCCUGGCACCCCUUCCCUUUCCAAAGUAGGUACUAUGAUGGGAGCAUCUGGAAGACCUGUAUGUGGAGUAGCUGGCAUCCAGUCUUCUCAGAACAGUGCUCAACAUCAUAUGCAACAUCCUACCAGUGCAGCUGUCGCACUGCCCCACUGCUCUCAUUCAGGGAGUACUGGCUCAUCCUUGACCUACCGAACCCAGAUGGACACCUCUUCCCCCAUUUUAAUGUCUUCCAGUCUUCAAACCCCUCAGACCCAGGAACAAAAUGGGAUUUUAGACUGGCUCAGGAAGUUGCGUUUGCAUAAAUACUAUCCUGUUUUCAAACAGCUCACAAUGGAGAAGUUUUUGAGCCUGACUGAGGAAGAUCUGAACAAAUUUGAAUCCCUGACAAUGGGUGCAAAGAAGAAACUCAAGACUCAGCUGGAACUAGAAAAGGAAAAGUCAGAAAAACGGUGCCUGAAUCCCUCAACACCAUCUUCAGUUACCAAUAGUGGUGUAGCCAGAGUUCCCCCUACUAGCCAUGUAGGACCUAUACAAACCAUCCGUGGAAACCAUGCUGCAGAGCUACGAGUGGAUGUGGAACAACCAGCUCAUCAGAUGCCCCGAGAAGGUAGCUCUUCAGAAUAUUCUAGUUCCUCUUCUAGCCCAAUGGGGAUCCAGGCUCGGGAAGAGAGCUCUGACAGUGCUGAGGAAAAUGAGAGACGUUUAGAAAUUCACUUGGAGGGUUCAGAUAAGGAGAAGCCAGUAAUGUUACUGAAUCAUUUCACUUCAAGUUCAGCCAGACCCACAGCUCAGGUUCUACCAGUGCAGAAUGAUGCAGGCUCAAACCCGUCCGGCCACCAUCCCCUGCCAGCACAAAUGAUGACAGCGGCUGCCUCUCACAUAGCUCCUAUUCGAAUGCUCAAUUCAGUACACAAAGCGGAACGAGGAAACACAGACAUGAAGCUUCUUUCCUCUUCUAUGCACUCACUUUUGUCUCUAGAAGAAAGGAAUAAAAUUGCAACUGGACCAAGAGGCAGCAUUAAAGUAGAAAAGAGCUUUGGAAAUACAAUGAUGGAAGUCUUACCUGCAUCCUCUCCCCACCAACCCAUGCAAGUCCUUUCUGGGAUUCCUGAAAGCAGUUCAGUAUCACCCACAGUUUCCUUUGGUCCUCGGACCAAAGUUGUCCAUGCUUCCACUCUGGACAGAGUGAUAAAAACAUCCCAGCAGCCAGCGUUAGUCGUGGAAACGAGUACUGCCGCUACUGUCACGUCUAGCACUGUCUUCCACGUGGCUCGCCCACCAAUCAAACUUCUGGUCUCAUCGUCUGUUCCUGCUGACUCUGCAAUUUCUGGACAAACAUCCUGCUCAAAUAACGUGCAGAUAAGCGUGCCCCCGGCAAUAAUCAACCCCAGGACUGCCCUCUACACAGCCAACACCAAAGUGGCCUUCUCUGCAAUGAGCAGCGUGCCAGUGGCCCCAAUGCAAGGCAGCUUUUGUGCAAAUGGCAACACUGCCUCUUCCAACAGCCACCCAUCGACAUCGUUUGCAAACAUGGCAAACAUGACCAGCUGCCCUGCCCCCAGUUCUAGCCCCACACUCUCCUCUGUUACAGAAAACAAUUUUUAUAGCAGCAGCAGCAGCAGCAGCAGCAGCAGCAGCGGCUCCACAGGAACUAUCCCUGUACCAAAUCAGAACCAUCACCACCACCACCACCAUCAGCAGCAGCAGCAGCAGCAGCAGCAGCAGCAGCAGCAGCAGCAACCUCCAGGUUGCAUAGUGUGUACUUCCUGUGGAUGUAGUGGGAAUUGUGGUUCAAGUGGUAUGACGGUCAGUUACGCUAACUAUUUUCAGCACCCAUUUUCAGGACCUUCAAUGUUUACUUUCCCCUUUCUGCCCUUCAAUCCCAUAUGCAGCAAUGGCUACAUCAACACACAGCAGUACAGCAGCGGCACGACUUUCCCAGUAGUUCAUUCUCCUUAUAACAGUAAUUUAACCCCAGACUCUGUACUGAGUGGUCAGUCCACAUUUGCAGUUCCUCCAAUGCAGAACUUUAUGGCAGGGACAGCAGGGGUGUACCAAGCCCAAGGAAUGAUGGGAAAUAACAGUUCAGGCCACAAAAAAAGUGGAAACCUCUCUUGUUAUAACUGUGGGGCCACUGGUCACCGGGCUCAGGACUGCAAGCAGCCACCAAUGGAUUUCAAUCGUCAAGGUACUUUUAGGUUGAAAUAUGCCCCUCCAGCAGAAAGUCUGGACUCCACAGAUUGAUAUUUUUCUCUGGCAACAGAACACUAUUAAGCCAUGGAGACAUAAGGAAAAUUAAAUACAAAACUGAGAAGUCUAGUUGCUGUUGAGCUUAAUAUUUUUAAUCCAAAGGUGCUUUACUUUACUAGACUGGAUAGAAAAAAAAUCUAGCUUAGGGGUACAUCAUACCCAGUUUUAUUGAUUGCCAAAAUCCUAGUUUGGAGCUUGAUGUCAGGACUUGCCUAGUGGGUAUCACAGAUGGUUGGUGAAGUUUGCCACCUACAUUCUUUGUUGCAAUGCAAAAAAAAAAAAAAAUCACAUUUACUGAAGAGCAUUGCCGUAAUUGGUCCUUCUAGGCUGAAACAUAAUUCCAGGGCAGCUACGUGUGAUCUGAAUUGAGAGCCGGAGGUUGAAGUUUUCAAAGUGGAGUUUCGCCAGUCGGACUCUGACACCCCUGGGCUAGGUAAAAUGUCUACUUUUUUUUUUUCCUAAAGUGGUCAGGCACUAAUCUCUGGGAUUUUUAAGGAUUGCACUACAGAAGAAUGUAAAAUGAUUUAAAAUCUCUGCAGUUCUGGUAGACAAUGUUAACGCGUUUUCUGAGACCAGUGCAAGAGACAGAGACGACCCACA